AUGUACCAGGUGCUAAAGAAGAAAAAACCAGAAGUAUACGCUUUAGGUCAACAUAUAUCUAUGUCGGCUGACAAAGCACGAAGAGUCAUUGACCAAAUUCGUGGGCGUUCCUAUGAGGAAACACUUAUGAUAUUAGAACUAAUGCCCUAUCGAGCAGGUUAUCCCAUUUUUAAAUUGGUUUAUUCUGCAGCAGCAAACGCUAGUUACACUAUGGCUUCCAAUGAAGCCAAUUUAGUUAUUAGUAAAGCUGAAGUGAAUGAGGGGACUACCGUAAAGAAAUUCAAACCUCGAGCUCGCGGACGUAGUUAUCCGAUAAAAAGGACCACCUGCCAUAUAACUAUUGUACUGAAAGAUAUAUCUUUAGACGAUUCUGAAUCGAUAGAGCUCAAUUUGUUAAAAAAACCGAGAUGGAAAAAAAAUUCUACAGCUAUGGCAUAUUAUGAUCUCCAUAAUAGAGGGGGUUUAUGGGACAAAAAAUAA
Molecule: messenger RNA, 480 nt
Organism: Ipomoea nil (Japanese morning glory)
Lineage: Eukaryota; Viridiplantae; Streptophyta; Magnoliopsida; Solanales; Convolvulaceae
Source: the annotation of a RefSeq genome assembly